GCUUUAGACCGGGAUUUCUCCACGUUCAGAUCGGGGAGGAGGCUGCAUCAGCCCUCAUUAAGAUUCCCCGUCCGUCCGCGCGCUAAAGCCUCCCGGUUUUGGAGGGUGGCACCGAGCGUCCAGGCGGGACCGUCGUUGCAUCAGCUGGCCGCGGGAGUUGCUCCGCGUCCAAAGGUGGGCUCACAUGUCCGGAGGUCCGGCGACGGGAGGCGCCGCGCGCGUGAUCCAGCCCCGCAGACUGUAGUGUGCGGCUCGGCGGGGUCCUCCACAGCGACACGCGCCGCAGCGCUCCUCCGCGCGCGCGCAACAUUUCUCCAACAUGUGCGCCGGGAUGGACUGGAAGUGACACGGCGGUUUUGGAUUCGCCAAACACCCAACCUGCGUUGUGUGAUCAAGAGAACCAUGAGCCCUGGAGAGGAGGAGCCGGAUCACAGGAUACCAUGAAGACAAGCCUGCAGGUUCUGCGCUGCCAGCUGCUGAGUGUCCUAGCAAUCCUAGCACUGCCAGUAGGACUGGUGUCGGCACAGGAGCUGCACUUCCCCCCGACCACCCCAGACUCCAUGGCGGUCGACCACAGCAGCCCCCUGUCUGCCCCCCAGCCUUCCUGGUACCAGGACGGCUCCAUCAGCGAGGAAUGGUCGUCCAAAGGCAGGCGUCCGUCGGACAUCACCCUUCCUACUCGAUCUCUCAAUCAAGACACAAAAACUGUCACUGUGAGCUCUGCCAGCCAUGUAACUCCCCCCCAGGUGCCGAGCUUUGAGACUGUCAAACGAGUUCAUAACCCAGUCACUGUUAGCACUAGUGAGGCCAGCAGCAGCCCCAAACUCCCCAGUACAGUUAUAAAUGCAAAUUCUGCUGCUAAAGGAGCUCCAAGCCCGCUAGCACUAGUGUUGAGAUCAGACAAACUGAGCAUAGAGGAACCCGUUCUCCCCCUGCAGCCCUCACCCCCCAAUGCUGCAAAAGACCUGAAACUCAGGGAGCACACUGCAAAAUCCCCACAGCUGCCCGUGCACCACGCCAUCACUCAGCGGGAGGCCCCCACCGCAGUGAACGAGCCCCCGACCGCAGAGACAGGAUCUGCCACCCAGAACGAGAACCUAACCACCACCACGUCCAACCUGUCCACUGAGAUGAACUCGCAGAGCUCAACUGUCCUCGCCGUCACCCCCACCGCAUCAACCGCCAACGGAAACGGCACCGACGGCCUGCCGGCGGCCCCCCAGCUGGGAAAUGCCACCGCCCAUAUAGGGCUGCUCUCAAACAGCAGCUUUGUUCAGGCGGCGCCCGAUCAGGCCAACAACUCUGAGCCUCUGUCCACGUUCAGCAGGAACUUCCUCAACAGGCAGGAGCCGGCCACGACCGAUGACCCCUGGGCGCCCGGCAACAACUCGGACCCCACCGUCAGAUCCCCGUCGUCGGAAAUCUGCCUGAGCAGGAUGGACUUCGUGUGGAUCGUGUUGGCCAUCAGCGUGCCGGUGUCCUCCUGUUCCGUUCUUCUGACGGUCUGCUGCAUGCGGAGGAAGAAGAAGUCUGCCAGUCAAGAGAACAACCUGAGUUACUGGAACAACGCCAUCACCAUGGACUACUUCAGCCGCCACGCCGUGGAGCUGCCCAGGGAGAUACACACACUGGAGAGCGAGGAGCACGACUCCGGUCUCCCCCCAAACGGAGACUACAGCGGCAGCAGCGUCGUCCUGGUUAACCCCUUCUGCCAGGAGACCCUGUUUCUCAACAGAGAGAAAGCCUCUGCCAUAUAAGGACACGCCCCGCCCUGCUCUUCUGUCGUUUUUAUACACAUAUAUAUAGAUAUACUUAUGUGGUGAAGACUUUAUACUGUAUAUGACAAACACAACCUGAAGAAAAGUCACUAAAAAAACCCUAUUUACUAUAAGGAUGCACCUGCAUAUUUUUCUGAUGUACAUUUUCUACAAAAGGCUUCGUUGUGAUAAAAGGUUUCUAUGGUCUUUA
This is a messenger RNA of Oryzias melastigma (Indian medaka), 1968 nucleotides long. It is a transcript of the gene tmem108, whose product is annotated as transmembrane protein 108. Gene Ontology annotation, cellular component: axon; endosome membrane; postsynaptic density. The record is from RefSeq and is a predicted model, not a curated record. The coding region runs from base 441 to 1757 and encodes 438 amino acids. NCBI's taxonomy places the organism in Eukaryota, Metazoa, Chordata, Actinopteri, Beloniformes, Adrianichthyidae. The transcript has 5 exons. Gene Ontology annotation, biological process: dendrite extension; postsynaptic density organization; retrograde axonal transport.